This is a messenger RNA of Prunus mume (Japanese apricot), 879 nucleotides long. The record is from RefSeq and is a predicted model, not a curated record. Lineage: Eukaryota; Viridiplantae; Streptophyta; Magnoliopsida; Rosales; Rosaceae.
AUGGAGGAGGUUUUGGAGAGUCAAGAGCGAGAAAUAAGAGAAAGAAGGCGUAGACGAGCUGCAAGCAAAAGAGCGCAGAGAGAUCUAGAUCAGCAACUUGUCAUGGCUGUGGCCAUGCUUGAUGAAGAAAACCAGAGCAGUCGUGGUUCACAUGAAGGUCGUGCCCCAAAUGGUGAGUACGGAAAUCGGAAAGGCCAAAAAAGCAUCAUCCUUGAAGCCGUUGCAGGUUUCGAUACAUGGGUUUGGCACGCCUUUUUCGGAGUUGCUGGAUCUCAAAAUGACUUGAACAUCCUGGUUCAAUCCCCGGUGUUCAAUGAUGUUUUGAGAGGAGAAGCCCCAAAAAUCACAUAUGAAAUCAAUAAUACCAUCUACCAAACUGGGUAUUAUCUAGCUGACGGGAUCUACCCGAGGUGGACAACAUUCGUGAAAUCACUUCCGCAUCCCCAAACCCAGAAGCAAAAAUUAUUUGCUACAUAUCAAGAGGGUUAUAGAAAGGAUGUGGAGAGGUGCUUUGGUAUCCUCCAAGCUCGGUGGGCUAUCAUUAGGGGUGCGGCACGUAUGUAUGAUGAGGAGGUGUUGAGGAGCAUAAUGAUGACAUGCAUCAUCCUUCAUAACAUGAUUGUGGAGGAUGAGUAUGAUUAUGAAGCUGAAGAGGUGUACGAACCCGAUCCUAUGAACACGGCCUUAACCCGAAUUUAUGAAAAACCAGUAGGGCCAAAUGGAGGACCAGUGGAGCAUGAACCGUUAGUUAGAGAUGAUCUUUUCAUGAAUUGUAUGAUUGAUCGAUAUACGGAGAUGCAAUCUUCGUAUAUUCAUGAACGCCGUCAAGUUGACUUAAUGGAGCAUUUAUGGGCGAUGAAAGGCAAUGACGGUGAAUGA